UUCCCCACAAAUACCAGUUUUCUCCGUAUAUUCAAAUUUCUCAAUUCCUUCGUGUGGGAAAAGGUGAAAAGAAAGAUCCUUUCCAUCAUCACUGACAGGACGGGAGGAGAACAGUAAUUGGGCCUCAAAGUUUCGAAAACCGAAGAUCGCCUCUUCAAUCUCUCACGCGGUAUAGCAUCAAAAAGUAGAUGGGGCGACAGCGAUUAGAGAAAUAACAGUUUCUGGAUCUCCCGUUCGCUGUCUUCCAUGGCGAGACCAUCAUGGUUGGUAGAUAGCAAUAGAAUUGCAACAAAAAUUAAGAGUGCAUCUGGGACAAGCAAUCCUCGAAGUGUUGAAUGGAAAAGCAACCCCAGCAGAAGUUGUCCGAAUUGCCAACAUACCAUUGAUAACAGUGAUGUUGCUCAAGAGUGGCCAGGACUACCUAGGGGUGUAAAAUUUGAUCCUUCUGAUCAAGAAAUUAUAUGGCAUUUACUAGCCAAAGUUGGUAUUGGUGGUUCAAAGCCCCAUCCCUUCAUUGAUGAGUUUAUACCAACUGUUCUUGAAGAUGACGGCAUAUGUUAUACCCAUCCUCAAAAAUUACCAGGUGUUAAGCAAGAUGGCAGUGUAUCCCACUUCUUUCACAGAGCAAUCAAGGCAUACAACACUGGAACUCGAAAGCGUAGGAAGAUAACCGAUGAUGAUUUUGGAGAUGUUCGCUGGCAUAAGACUGGAAGGACAAAACCUGUGGUCAUCAAUGGGGUUCAGAAAGGGUGUAAGAAGAUUAUGGUUCUAUACAUGAGCUUUGUCAGAGGAGGCAGAGCUGAGAAAACCAAUUGGGUUAUGCACCAAUAUCACCUAGGGACAGAGGAAGAUGAGAGGGAUGGAGAAUAUGUCCUUUCCAAAAUAUUUUUCCAGCAACAAAAUGUCAAGCAGGGUGAAGUUACUGAACAGGAGAUUCCUGAAAUCAUUGAUGCCGUAAAAGUUGAUCCCCGCACUCCAAAGUCUGUGACUCCUGAGCCUCCUCGCAUUGAAAGUAGAUCUGCGGAUGUUGAUCCGGAACCAGAUUCUGUUAUCACUUCCACAAGUACCCUUCCUCAGGUUCCACCUGAAUUCGAGAAGUUAGACAAUCCCGAUAUCGUCAAGCUAGAUGGUUGUUCUGAUGAAGUGAUCGACGAUAAUGAAAAUCAGCUUGAGGAAGAACCAAAAUGGUGGGAAGGAGAGUCACAGAACAUAUUAGACUCCCAACAGCUUGUGGAAGCAUUGUCUCUGUGUGACGAUCUUCUUCAGAGCCAGUCUCCCCCUAGGGAAGGGAACUCCACCAAUGGCGCAUCGGGGAGCAAGUCUUGUCUUUCCGAAUACGCAAAGUUAGGACCAGAGGAUUUAAAGAAGGAUCUAGAGGAGUGCCAAAAUCUCGUCCUUGAUCCAGCAAACAUCGAACUCGACACGCCUCCAGAGUUUCGACUUAGCCAGCUUGAUUUUGGAUCACAAGAAAGCUUCUUGGCCUGGGGAGGUAAGGUGGUAGAGUAAGAAUGUGGUGCCAGAAUUUUGUUUGUGCUGCAAUCGAUUAACAUUCAUUCUGUUUCACAAAGCUCGAAAGUGACGAUAUAUAUUUUUUUUGGCGACGAGCUGUGACCGUGAUAUGCAGCACAAAAGUGGCAGCUAUGUAAAGAAAACUGCAUCUGUAAACUCAUGUUUGAACUUUGUUUAAACGCUUAGAACAGAAGAGAGUGAAAACUGGAAACUGAAAACUGAAAAGUGGAUUGUGUUGUGUGUGAAGCUUGAACUUUAUUGACUAGAAGAAGACGACAUUUAUAGAA
This is a messenger RNA of Momordica charantia (bitter melon), 1796 nucleotides long. It is a transcript of the gene SOG1, whose product is annotated as NAC (No Apical Meristem) domain transcriptional regulator superfamily protein. The record is from RefSeq and is a predicted model, not a curated record. Gene Ontology annotation, biological process: regulation of DNA-templated transcription. Gene Ontology annotation, molecular function: DNA-binding transcription factor activity; transcription cis-regulatory region binding. Gene Ontology annotation, cellular component: nucleus. NCBI's taxonomy places the organism in Eukaryota, Viridiplantae, Streptophyta, Magnoliopsida, Cucurbitales, Cucurbitaceae.